Molecule: messenger RNA, 1761 nt
Organism: Glarea lozoyensis ATCC 20868
Lineage: Eukaryota; Fungi; Ascomycota; Leotiomycetes; Helotiales; Helotiaceae
Product: Radical SAM enzyme
Exons: 4
Coding region: 1-1761 (586 amino acids)
Molecular function (GO): catalytic activity; iron-sulfur cluster binding
Source: RefSeq, a predicted model, not a curated record
AUGAACACAUUCCAACGACUCAGCCAUCUCCAGAUGUAUCUCCUUCUUCGCAGCAAGAACGUCAAGGCUUCUAAUGUUAUUCACCGAGCAUACCUAGCUAGUCAUGGCUAUCACACCACACGCACUGCAUCCUCAAAUCUUGCCAUCGCCUACAAACAAGAAAAUGAUCAGUAUUCCGACGAGGAUAUACAUGAAGAGGAGACUAGAAAGCCCGCACGUCCCAUCUCGAGGUUUGAUAAGCCUCUAGGUCAAUUGAAGGAUUUCCACCCAAAUCCCGAAAAAUUGACCAGAAAGCCCGCAGCUCCCAUCUCGAGGUUUGAUAAGCAGCCUCCAGGUCAAUUCAUGGAUCUCUACUCAAAUCCGGAUAAGGUCCGUUUGCCAAGAAAGGCUUUUGCCGGGAGUAAAACAAUGCCUUUCAUUAUGCAUGUGAAGAGUGACAUCCGAGUUCUGCUCGAACAGAAUGCCCCAUAUCUUGACUGGAGGCCGUAUCACGCAGCGGCCGAGGUUUUCGCUCCACGGCAGAAUAACUACGUUCUUAAUAACCACAUCAAUUGGAAUAACUUACCUUAUGAUCCCUACUUCAAACUAACCUUUCCUCAGCCGGAGAUGCUCCGACCAGAAAUGCUUCAUUUGCUACUUGACAAGAAGAUGAGCCGAAUGGAGAAACAGGUUGCCGUCAAGGCUUACCAGGAGGGAUUGAAUGCACACCCGGCUGGGCAGCAGACCAUGAAUGUCCCAAUGAUGGAUGGGAGAAAAUUAGAAGGGAUCCAGCACAAGUACAGAGAGACCAUGCUCUUUUUUCCUGCGGAGGCCCAAAUAUGCCAUACAAAUUGCUCUUAUUGCUUUCGAUGGCCACAAUUUACCAGUGUUGGCGGACCAGACAGAUUCAGUUCUCAACAAGCAUCUGACCUGCUUGAAUAUAUCAAGCGCCACAAAGACAUCACAGAUCUUCUCAUCACGGGAGGUGAUGCAAUGGUUGCUAAAGCCGAGGCACUCUCCAAAUACAUCGACCCUUUGCUGAAUAACCCAGAAACAGAGCAUUUACAGACGAUUAGAUUUGGAACCAAAUCUUUGGCGUUUUGGCCAUACAAAUUUACUGAAGACGACGAUGCUGUUCCUAUGCUUGAACUUUUCAAAAAAAUUAAAGCUUCAAGAAAAUGUGUUUCUAUUCAAGCUCACUUCACCCAUCCGAUUGAGCUGAAGACCAAAGUUGUUCAAGAAGCCAUUGCAAAUAUUCAAGCUACUGGCGCAAUAAUCCGAACACAAUCUCCUAUUGUUCGAGGAAUAAAUGAUAGUACGGAAUGUUGGACAGAGAUGUUGAACCUUCAAACUCGACUUGGCCUUGCCCCAUAUUACAUGUUCAUGGAGCGUGAUACUGGAGCCAAGGAGUAUUUCCAGGUUCCUAUUCAGCGUGCCCUUGACAUAUUCCACAAAACGGUCAAGGCAGUGCCUGGAACCGCUAAGACUAUUCGUGGGCCUGUUAUGUCCGCAGGUCCUGGGAAGAUACAUAUUCUUGGGACGUCCGAGGUUGGAUCAGAGAAAGAAAAAGUUUUCGUGCUGAGAUUCGUUCAAGCAAGAAACCCAGAUUGGUGUGAUGCCGACAAGGUCUUUUAUGCAGAAUACGAUCCUGAGGCUUGCUGGUUGAGCGACCUCAAACCUGCUUCUGGUGAGAAGGAGUGGUUCUGGGAAGCAGAAUAUCGGGAAAUGGAGAAGAACAAUGAUGGCGGCUCCAGUGGUCAGCGUCUCCAAAGUCAGAAGUGA